AUGACAGACAUCCAGCCAUAUACCAUUGCCGUCGACGACCAGCGCUUAGAGGACCUCAAACUCCGACUAUCUCUAGCCAGGUUUCCAGAUGAGUUGGACGAAGCAGGAUGGGAUAUGGGGUCUCCUCUCGCAGACAUCAGGAGGCUGACUAGCUACUGGCGAGAGUCGUACGAUUGGAGGAAGGCGGAGAAGGAACUGAAUAAGGCACCGCACUUCGUCACCGACGUUCAGUGUGAAGGCUUCGAGUCUCUAGCGAUCCAUUUUAUCUACGUUCGCAGCAAGGUCCAAGGUGCCAUCCCCUUGCUCUUUAUUCACGGUUGGCCAGGUCACUUCGAGGAGGUCCUCAAGAUACUGCAGCCCCUAACAGAGGGCGACGGGGUGAAGUGCCCUGCUUUCGACGUCGUCGCACCCUCUUUGCCUAACUUUGGGUUCUCCGAAGGGCCCAAGACGCGCGGCUUUGCUAUAGAGCAGUACGCAGAGACUAUGAAUAAGCUCAUGCUGAAGUUGGGCUACAACGAAUAUGUUACGCAAGGUGGCGACUGGGGAUGUCACAUCAGCAGAGCCAUUGCGCACCUCUACCCAAAAUACUGCCGGGCAACGCACCUCAACUACGACUCCGCCAACCCGCCUGAGUACUUUAAGCACCCGCUCCUCGCUCUUCAGCACGCCGUGACGCCUUACAACUCGCGGGAGCGACGUGGCGUAACGCGCACCAAGUGGUUCGAGACAGAGGGCAGAGGUUACAACCUCGAGCAAUCGACCAAGCCGCAAACGCUCGGAUACGGGCUGGCGGACAGCCCAGUGGCCUGCCUAGCCUGGAUCUUGGAGAAGCUGCACGACUGGACGGACGCGUACCCGUGGACGGAUGACGAGAUCUGCACUUGGGUGAGCAUCUACUGGUUUAGCACGGCAGGGCCCGCCGCCAGCGUCCGGAUCUACUACGAAAUAACGCACAAUGUGGACGGGAGGUCUGGAAAAUUAGACCAUCAGGCCCUACGGGCGUGGUCUCCCGGCGUGAAACUAGGAUUCAGCCACUUCCCCAUGGACCUGCAGGUUUUGCCUAGCAUGUGGGUGCGCACAUUGGGCGAAGUGGUGUACGAGAAGGAUCACGAUAGCGGCGGCCACUUCGCUGCCUGGGAGCGCCCGGACGAGCUCAUCGCCGACGUCAGAGAGAUGUUUGGGAAAGGGGGCGGGGCAUUCGGCGUCGUAACGGGCGCUACUGGGUAUACUUCGUGA
Molecule: messenger RNA, 1236 nt
Organism: Durotheca rogersii
Lineage: Eukaryota; Fungi; Ascomycota; Sordariomycetes; Xylariales; Xylariaceae
Product: alpha/beta-hydrolase
Exons: 2
Coding region: 1-1236 (411 amino acids)
Biological process (GO): epoxide metabolic process
Molecular function (GO): epoxide hydrolase activity
Source: RefSeq, a predicted model, not a curated record